Xiphias gladius (swordfish) is the source of this 2473-nucleotide messenger RNA. Its product is annotated as double-strand-break repair protein rad21 homolog A-like. The record is from RefSeq and is a predicted model, not a curated record. Bases 252 to 2291 code for a protein of 679 amino acids. NCBI's taxonomy places the organism in Eukaryota, Metazoa, Chordata, Actinopteri, Istiophoriformes, Xiphiidae. Gene Ontology annotation, cellular component: synaptonemal complex; cohesin complex. Gene Ontology annotation, biological process: mitotic sister chromatid cohesion; replication-born double-strand break repair via sister chromatid exchange; synaptonemal complex assembly. The transcript has 14 exons. Gene Ontology annotation, molecular function: chromatin binding; protein binding.
CACACACACACACACUAGCACCACUCUCCGGAUCCCGCUGAGGUUUUUUCAAACCGUCCAAUCUCUGGACGGUGGUGGAGGAGGAGGAGGGAGACAGGGCGCCAUCUUGUUUGUUUUAGUCGGAGGAGGAGGAGGAGGUGGAAACACAGCCACCAGCAGCGGCUGGCAAAACGGGAAAAACACAGAACGGCUAACCGGCCCGACUCCCUCCCCCUUUCCCCUUUCCCUUGUGGUGAGAAGUCGCUGAGACAAUGUUUUACGCCCACUUUGUCCUCAGCAAACGUGGGCCGCUGGCCAAAAUCUGGCUGGCAGCCCACUGGGACAAGAAGCUGACCAAAGCACAUGUGUUUGAGUGCAAUCUGGAGAGCAGCGUAGAGAGCAUCAUCUCACCCAAGGUAAAAAUGGCUUUACGAACGUCAGGGCAUCUGCUGCUGGGGGUGGUGAGGAUCUACCACAGGAAGGCCAAGUACCUGCUGGCAGACUGUAACGAGGCCUUCAUCAAGAUCAAGAUGGCAUUUAGACCAGGUGUGGUGGAUCUUCCGGAGGAGAACAGAGAAGCCGCCUACAACGCUAUCACACUACCAGAGGAGUUCCACGAUUUUGACCAGCCACUGCCAGACCUCGAUGAUAUUGACGUGGCUCAGCAAUUCAACUUGAACCAAAGCAGAGUGGAGGAGAUCACCAUGAGAGAGGAGGUGGGCAACCUCAAUCUGCUGCAGGACAAUGACUUCGCUGACUUCGGGAUGGACGACCGGGAGAUGAUGCGGGAAGAGAGCGCGUUCGAGGUGGACAUCAUGGGAACAUCAGCUUCCAACCUGCUGCUGGAGGCUGAGGGCGGAGCUAACCAGAUGGCCGACAAGUCCAACCACCUGGAGUACGACGACCAGUACAAGGACGACUUCGGAGACAACCCCAUGGAGACCAAUGAGGGAGGCAUGCUGGUGGACAAGCUGCUGAGUAACGAGGAUGGAGGUGGCAUAUUCGACGACCCUCCUGCCAUCACAGAGAGUGUGAUGAUGCCUCAGGACCACGGAGACGACGACGAUGACUUUGACGCUCUUUCAGCGGGAGCCCCGGAUAGUCCAGACUCUGGCCCGACAGAGCCCCUACCAGCCAUGGCAGACCAGACAGAACAGACCACCCUGGUUCACAACGAGGAAGAAACCUUCGCCCUGGAGCCCAUAGACAUCACAGAGCUACUUUGGUUUGCACUGGUGUUUUAUCUCUGUCUGCCUGCGGCCUGUGCAGUAAAGGAGACAAAGGCAAAGCGUAAGAGGAAGCUGAUCGUGGACAGCGUGAAGGAGUUAGACAGUAAAACCAUCCGUGCACAGCUGUCUGACUACUCUGACAUUGUUACCACCCUGGACCUGGCACCCCCCACCAAGAAGCUGAUGAUGUGGAAGGAGACCGGAGGAGUCGAGAAGCUUUUCUCCUUGCCUGCUCAGCCUCUCUGGAACAUUAGGCUGCUCAAGAUGUUUACAAGGUGUCUGACACCGCUGGUCCCAGACGAGCUGAGGAAGAGGAGGAAAGGUGGAGAGGCUGACAGUCUGGAUGAGUUCCUCAAAGAUCUGGAGAAUCCAGAGGUGCCCAGAGAGGAGACUACAGGGCACCAGCAGAGGGACAUCAUGGACCAGACCAUCAUGGAGGAGGCCAGUGUGCUUCAGACUUCAGCUGUAGAGGGCAGCAGGACGACGCUGGACGAAUCAGUCAUGCCCCCACCAUCUUCCCAACGAGGCCUGAAACGCAAAUCCCAGGAAACUGAGCCUGCCCUGCCUAUGGGAGCUUUGGACCAGCAGCAGCAACAGCAGCAGCAGCAGCAGCAGCAGCAGCAGCAGCAGCAGCAACAGCAGCAACAGGGCUCCGGUGCCUGUAAUGUGCCCCAGCAGCUGGAGGCGUCGUCCAAUGUGGAUUUGCCCCCAGAGGAAACCACCGCCACUAACAUCAGCCAGUUGAUAGAGUUGGACCUGCUCGCCGACAAAGACAAGAAGAAGAACGAUGAAGACUCUGAUGAAGAGGAGGAGGAGGCGCAAGGAGGCGACCAGGACCAAGAGGAGAGGAGGUGGAACAAAAGAACCCAGCAGAUGCUUCAUGGCCUACAGAGGGUGAUGGCCAAAACAGGUGCCCAGUCGGUCAGCUUGCUGGACCUGUGCAGGAACAACAACAGGAAGCAGGCGGCAGCCAAGUUCUACAGCUUCCUGGUUCUGAAGAAGCAGCAGGCGGUGGAGCUGGUCCAGGAGGAGCCUUACAGCGACAUCAUAGCUACACCUGGACCUCGCUUCCACAUCAUCUAGAAAACACUCAACUCUACAGGGAGAAAGAGGGAAGAAGAAAAAAAAAAAACUCUACUCUGUACUCCUUACAUUUGGUCAACACAACACUGUCUGCGUGUUAAGGUUUAUUUAUUAACUUCAGUUUGUUAACUUUGAUUUGGGUAUGAUGUGGAGUUUGGUUUUUGUGUCCCGGUGAUUUUUUU